AUGCCACCAGAUAGUGAACGCAGUAGCGGAGAUAAGAUGACGCAGGCCCCUGAUUCCCAAGAAAAGCACCAGGAGCCAAUCAUUAGUUGUAUGUUGGUUGGAGAUGGUGCCGUGGGGAAAACAAGCAUGAUUAUAAGUUACAUCUCAAAUGGAUACCCAAACGAAUACCGUCAGACGGCCUUUGAUGUCUUCACCGGUGAGUUACAUCUUUUGCAUCCUUUACCUACCAUACAGUGGCAGUAAUUUGGGCGAGCGAAAGAGGGUUUGAGACUGCAUGUGAUGAAAUGUGCUCUAUCCUACAGGAUUGGUUCGAGUAGAUGGGAUUCCAGUACGAAUCCAGUUGAUGGACACUGCAGGACAGGUAACUAGGCCAAUUUAUUUUUUUACAUCAAUAAUGCAUGAGUAUGCCUACCAAAUACAGUAUGGCAACAUAUGCACUAAAUGUAGGCUACAGUGAAUAUAUAUUUAUACCAUGAAUUAAUCUGCCAUUUCCUUAUUUUCUGCAGGAGGAGUUUGAUAACUUUUCCUCCAUGUACUACAAUCAAAUAGAUGUCUUCAUCCUUUGCUUCAGUGUUGUCAACCCAAUGUCUUUCCACAAUAUCACUUCAAAAUGGAUCCCCCAGCUCCGCACCUACAAUUCUGCUUCACCCAUAAUUCUAGUGGGGACCCAGUCGGACCUCCGACAUGAUGUUAGCAUCCUUAUCCAUCUGGACCAGCUGAGGGUCAAGCCAGUGGUGAACUCCCAGGCCAGGCGGCUGGCAGAGAAGAUCAGAGCCCAUGACUAUGUGGAGUGUUCCGCGCUGACCCAGAAGAACCUCAAAGAAGCGUUUGACUCUGCUAUCUUUGCUGCCAUCAAGCACAAGGCCUGUCAGAAAGCAAAGAAGCUCAAACUAUUUGAUCGUGCAAAGACUUUCUCUAGCGGCAGGUGGAAGAAAUUAUUCUGCUUCAUGUGA
Messenger RNA from Coregonus sp. 'balchen', 953 nucleotides. The record is from the annotation of a GenBank genome assembly. Lineage: Eukaryota; Metazoa; Chordata; Actinopteri; Salmoniformes; Salmonidae.